GUGGCUGCUGUAACUUGAUUGUUCAACAUGUUAUCUGCUGUCUGGUCCAUGCUCUUUGUUCACAUGUUUUGUAUUACUUCUACUUCUACAAUUGGUCGUGAUGCGUCGUUACUCCCUGAUGAAUUCGGUUCCGGUUGUGUAUGUGAGGAAGGAUGGUUAUAUUUUCAAGGAAGCUGUUAUAAAUUAUAUACCCACGAAUCAACGUGGCAUACAGCCAGACGUUCGUGUCACUCUAUUCGGGCACAUUUGGUCGUGGUGAACAAUUCUGCAGAGAACAAUUUUCUUUACAAGACGUUUAAUAGAAGGAUGUGGCUUGGCAUGACAGAUAUGGAAUUGGAGGGUACAAUGAAAUGGAUUUCGACGGACACAGAGCCUUCCUACACAAAUUUUUUCAGGGGUCAACCAAACAAUUUAGAUGAUAAUGAAGACUGUGUCGAACUCAAAUUAACAGUUGAAGGAAAAUGGAAUGAUAUGCAUUGUGAUUUCAAAAAUGCAUACGUCUGUGAAAAGGCACUGGUAGAUUAUGAGGACCCUCGAUUUACCGGAUGUCCAGAAGACAUAAUUGUUGAUACAAUGCCGGGAAGUUCUUACGCAGAGGUCAGUUGGGUUGAACCAGAAGUAUUCGAUAAUGGACAUACAAGACCAGUAAAAAAAUCGCAUUCACCAGGAGAUUGGUUUGAACUCAACAACGGAAGAUCUGCAGUUUACACUGUGCGAUACAGAGUACACGAUUAUUCAUCGAACGAAGCUGAAUGUUACUUUAAUAUAACUGUCAAUGAUAACGAACCACCGCAUCUUAAGUGUCCACAGACAACAUCUAACUACUAUUCAACGAACUACGGCAGUAUUAUUUAUGCCACCACCGACGACGGAAGCCCGAAUGGCACCAUCACAUGGACUCCACUGGUAGCUAAAGAUAAUAGUGGAAUUUCUCCUACUAUCACAAGUUUCCCUUAUGAGCCUGGUGAGGUGUUCCCAAUGAACGACUUUCCACCAUACACGACAACAAUAAGAGCAACCGACGAAUCGGGAAACUCGAAAGAAUGUCAGAUCCAUUUUGUUGUUGUUGACAUUGAAAGUCCUGUUGUAAUUUGCCCAUCACACUCGAACAACUUUGUUGUAAGAACAUCGGAAUCUUCUUGGUCAGUGUGCACUGAUAAAGAAUCCUUUUCUGCUCGUUUGUACUGGUCACCAGCAAACGCUACCGACAACAGCGGCACUGUGGUGUCUGUUACCUCGAAUCAUAAUCCUGGGGAUGUAUUUCCGCUGAGUGAUGAUGCCUAUCAAAUAACGUACACUGCAAUCGAUGGAGAUAACAACGUGGGGAAUUGCUCAUUCUUUAUAACAGUUAAAGACUAUGCCAGUAACGUUACUUUUAAAUGUGGAACUGUGAAUGAACAUACUAUUAACUCCUCUGUUAAGGCUGUUUCAUCAACUUUGACAACAGUAACCCACAUGGAUGAGAAUAACACUGGUAAAUAUAAAAACGUGACAAAGUCAGCACUGGAAUCGGCAUCUUCAUUUCCAUCACUGAUUUCAACGUCGUCAUCAUCAUCAUUAUCAUCAUCAUCAUCAUCAUCAUCAUCGUCGUCGUCGUCGUCAUCAGCAUCAUCAUCAUUAACAUCAACUAUUAAUAGCCAAUUCUUUCCUACUACGGUGGACAGCGCUUCCAGUCUGCAAAAUGAAAAUGUUAAUACAUCAUAUGAAGCACUUCCAACUGUAGUACCAAGCGAAGUAUUCAUUUCAAAGAACACAUACAAGACAGCAGACGAUAAUAUAUACAACCCUACUACAUCCUAUAGCCUGGCGUCACGUCUUGCAGUUGGAUCCAAAAUAAAAAGUACUAAUAAAGGCAUUGGUGGUGUUAAAAUAGCGAUAAUAUGUUUGUGUAUAUUGGGAGUUUUAUCGCUCCUUAUCGUUAUUACCUUCAUUUUCAAAAAGAAAACACAUCAUAAAUUGGAUAAUAAUUUUCAUUCUUCAAAUGCUAGCGAAUUAGACUUCGAAAACCCAGUAUAUGAAUAUGAUUUGCAGAACCUGGAUAAAGAUUAGGGUGUGUCCAAAACUGAAGAAAGCGUUAAAACUACGGAUAAAUUUAAAGACAGCAAUUCUAAAAACUUAAUUAGGAAAGAUUUGGCCUAGUAUAGCAACUCUGCUUGGGCAUCAAUUUUAUAGAGUACCGUACACAGAACAAGAAUUAAUUGUAAAAACUUUUUGUGAAAGGCCUAAUUAUAUAAACUUUCUAGCAAAUAAUACAGUACUUAAUAAAAUGUAUUGCUUUUUUAAAUAUAAGUUCCAAUGAUAAAACUAAGGAGUCAUUCAAGUAUUAUG
Molecule: messenger RNA, 2328 nt
Organism: Anneissia japonica
Lineage: Eukaryota; Metazoa; Echinodermata; Crinoidea; Comatulida; Comatulidae
Product: hyalin-like
Exons: 9
Coding region: 28-2049 (673 amino acids)
Source: RefSeq, a predicted model, not a curated record